AUGAUUCCGCUCCACAUCGACAAGCACUGCGAGUACAUCAAGCAUCUUGCAGACGACCAUGAGAGCAUCGAGGCGGUCGCCAGCGACCAUUUUCGCAUGGGCGGAAUAUACUGGGGGUUGGCUGCCAUGGACAUUGCAGGCCGCGUGGACGAGAUGAAGGGAGAAGAGCUCGCCCAGUGGGUGCAGUCCUGUUGCCACGAGGAGGUCGGCGGGUACGGCGCAGCCCCAGGACACGAUCCUCACAUUCUUCACACGCUGUCAGCGGUGCAGAUCUUGGCCAUCCUGGACAGGACGGACCUGUUGGACGUGGAUGGCAUCGUGCGGUACAUCAAAGGAUUGCAAAACGCGGAUGGCUCCUUCAACGGAGACAGGUGGCGGGAAGUGGACACCCGGUUCACGUACUGCGCAAUCCUGUGUCUCGAUCUGCUCGGGCGUCUGGACGACAUCGACGUUCCGGGGGCCGUGGAGUACGUUGCACGCUGCUGCAACUUCGACGGAGGGUUUGGUUGCCGGCCGGGGGGCGAAUCGCAUAGCGGACAGGUGUUCACGUGCGUGGGGGCGCUGCAUCUCGCUGGGGCAUCCGACCGCGUGGACGCGGACCUGCUGUCGUGGUGGCUGAGCGAGCGGCAGACGGGCAGCGGGGGCCUGAACGGGCGUCCGGAGAAGCUGCAGGACGUGUGUUACUCGUGGUGGUGUCUCAGCGCCCUGGCGGCCAUGGACCGCCUGGACUGGAUCGACCGGGAGCGCCUGGCGACCUUCAUCCUCCAGUGCCAGGACGACGAAAACGGGGGCAUCUCGGACAGGCCGGAAAUGAUGGCCGACGUGUAUCACACCUUUUUUGGUCUCGCGGGACUGUCCCUCAUGGGUUACGAGGGCCUGAAAAAGGUCGACCCCCUGCGCGCCCUGACGACCGAGUGCGUGGCGCGACUGAGGCGCACGAUGGGAUCGAAGCCCUGA
Messenger RNA from Pedinophyceae sp. YPF-701, 957 nucleotides. The record is from the annotation of a GenBank genome assembly. Lineage: Eukaryota; Viridiplantae; Chlorophyta; Pedinophyceae.